CUCAACGAAGAUGACUGGACGCGGCAAAGGAGGCAAAGGACUCGGAAAAGGAGGCGCCAAGCGUCAUCGCAAGGUUUUGCGUGAUAACAUCCAGGGAAUCACCAAGCCCGCCAUCCGUCGUCUGGCUCGCCGAGGCGGUGUCAAGCGUAUCUCCGGUCUGAUCUACGAGGAAACCCGUGGUGUGCUGAAGGUGUUCCUGGAAAACGUGAUCCGUGACGCCGUCACCUACACCGAACACGCCAAGCGUAAGACCGUCACCGCCAUGGACGUCGUCUACGCUCUCAAGCGCCAGGGACGCACUCUGUACGGUUUCGGAGGAUAAGCGGAAGUCUCGCUCAACAAC
Molecule: messenger RNA, 343 nt
Organism: Culex pipiens pallens (northern house mosquito)
Lineage: Eukaryota; Metazoa; Arthropoda; Insecta; Diptera; Culicidae
Product: histone H4
Exons: 1
Coding region: 11-322 (103 amino acids)
Biological process (GO): nucleosome assembly
Cellular component (GO): nucleosome
Molecular function (GO): structural constituent of chromatin; DNA binding; protein heterodimerization activity
Source: RefSeq, a predicted model, not a curated record